AUGGAAGGCUCUCAUAGAAUUGUCACAUUCUUCACCCAGUUGGGCUGGGUUUCCACAAACAACAGCAGCUGGGUGAACUGCGAGAACACGACGGAGUGCGACGUGGUCGUAUUCUACAGCUGGGACUUGUCAUUUAAAACGGGCUUCGUGAGGUUCUCUGAGCUCAAGCCGCACACGACCCACUCGCUAUCAGUGAGAGGCUGCAACGGUCUAGAAUGUGGUGACGACAGCACAGUGCUCAUCACGACCGUCAUAUCUGAGCCGAGUGAGCCUAACAGGCUGACAGUGAAUGCAACCGAAGAUGAUUCAGCUUACCUCGAAUGGAAGGCACCGAGUGAACCUGGAGGACCGCUGACUGGCUACGUUGUCUCUUGGCAGUGUGACCAGGGCCACGUGAUGGCUGCGACUACUUAUGAAUCUUUUCUUACCAUCCCUGGUCUUCCUAACGUGGCUCGGGAGUGCACGUUCUCGGUUUCUGCUUUCAACACGGCGAAAGACGAGCGGCAGCUACACGGGAAAUCAGCCACAUUGACGACACCGUGGCCGCCUCAGAAGUGAUCUGAACACCACGGCCACCAUGGUAUCUCACCCGCGCUACGUGCUGAAAGCCCGUUAAAACGUAGCCCCUGCAAUGAGACUUUGAUCGAGAAAGCAAAAGCAAAAAACAAAG
Molecule: messenger RNA, 670 nt
Organism: Rhipicephalus sanguineus (brown dog tick)
Lineage: Eukaryota; Metazoa; Arthropoda; Arachnida; Ixodida; Ixodidae
Exons: 4
Coding region: 1-558 (185 amino acids)
Molecular function (GO): protein binding
Source: RefSeq, a predicted model, not a curated record